This is a messenger RNA of Salvia splendens (bonfire salvia), 465 nucleotides long. RefSeq lists its product as uncharacterized. The coding region runs from base 1 to 465 and encodes 154 amino acids. The transcript has a single exon. The record is from RefSeq and is a predicted model, not a curated record. Lineage: Eukaryota; Viridiplantae; Streptophyta; Magnoliopsida; Lamiales; Lamiaceae.
AUGCCUCCCGCCUCGUUCCCCCUCGUCGUCAUCCUCAUCCUCUCGGCGGCCUUCCUCGCUGCCCCCACGUCGGAGACCGUGUACGACAUCCUCCGGUACUACCGUUUCCCGCCAGGGCUGGUCCCGCGGGGCGUGGUGACUAGGUUUAGGCUGAACUCUAACACGGGGCAGUUCGCGCUGUACCUGAACAAGACGUGCAGUUUCACGGCGUACGGAUACGACGUCCGAUUCCAAACCCAAAUCAGGGGCGUGAUAAGAGAUGAGGAAAUCGAGGGUCUUCGCGGCGUGCAGGUGAGGAUGAUGAACUUUUGGUCGGAUUUGGUGGAGGUGGAGGUCGUGGAAGACGGGGAAGAAGUCGAAUUCUCCAACGGCUUCGCGGCCGUUGAUAUGCCGGUUUACAAUUUCUUCAACAUACCCAUGUGCGGCUGUGGCUUCGACUGUCGCCGUUCCUUCGCCGGAACUUAA